This is a messenger RNA of Ictidomys tridecemlineatus (thirteen-lined ground squirrel), 4332 nucleotides long. It is a transcript of the gene Stt3a, whose product is annotated as STT3 oligosaccharyltransferase complex catalytic subunit A. Gene Ontology annotation, biological process: post-translational protein modification. Gene Ontology annotation, cellular component: membrane. The record is from RefSeq and is a predicted model, not a curated record. NCBI's taxonomy places the organism in Eukaryota, Metazoa, Chordata, Mammalia, Rodentia, Sciuridae. Gene Ontology annotation, molecular function: dolichyl-diphosphooligosaccharide-protein glycotransferase activity.
UGUCUUAUUGGCCUGGAGCCAGCCAAUGGGGAGCAGUCAGGGGCGGACUCAGCCGUUGCCAGGGUUGGGUGCACCACUGAACGGAUGGCAGAAGGAACCAAGCGGGUUCUUGAGGAACGCCGGCUAGCUAUUUGAGUGUCUUCUGUUGUGACCCAUCGAUGUCAAGAUGACUAAGCUUGGAUUUUUGCGAUUGUCCUAUGAGAAGCAGGACACUCUUCUGAAGCUUCUCAUUCUAUCAAUGGCUGCUGUGUUAUCUUUCUCCACUCGUCUCUUUGCUGUCCUGAGAUUCGAAAGUGUUAUCCAUGAGUUCGAUCCGUAUUUUAAUUAUCGGACUACCCGGUUCCUGGCUGAGGAGGGAUUUUAUAAAUUCCAUAACUGGUUUGAUGACCGGGCCUGGUACCCUUUGGGACGAAUCAUUGGAGGAACAAUUUAUCCAGGCUUAAUGAUCACCUCUGCUGCAAUCUACCAUGUUCUCCAUUUUUUCCACAUCACCAUCGACAUUCGGAAUGUCUGUGUGUUCCUGGCCCCACUCUUCUCUUCCUUCACCACCAUCGUCACGUACCACCUUACCAAAGAGCUCAAGGAUGCAGGGGCUGGACUUCUUGCUGCUGCCAUGAUUGCUGUAGUUCCUGGAUAUAUCUCCCGAUCUGUGGCUGGUUCCUAUGAUAAUGAAGGGAUUGCCAUCUUUUGCAUGCUCCUCACCUACUACAUGUGGAUCAAGGCAGUGAAGACUGGUUCUAUCUAUUGGGCAGCCAAGUGUGCUCUUGCUUAUUUCUACAUGGUUUCCUCAUGGGGAGGUUAUGUGUUCCUGAUCAACUUGAUUCCUCUUCAUGUUCUGGUGCUGAUGCUCACAGGUCGUUUCUCCCACCGGAUUUAUGUGGCCUAUUGCACAGUUUACUGCCUGGGCACCAUUCUUUCCAUGCAGAUCUCCUUUGUGGGUUUCCAGCCUGUCCUUUCAUCAGAGCACAUGGCAGCCUUUGGAGUCUUUGGUCUUUGCCAGAUCCAUGCCUUUGUGGAUUACCUGCGCAGCAAAUUAAAUCCACAGCAAUUUGAAGUUCUUUUCCGUAGUGUCAUAUCCCUGGUAGGCUUUGUCCUACUCACUGUGGGAGCUCUCCUCAUGCUGACAGGAAAAAUAUCUCCAUGGACGGGGCGUUUCUACUCACUGCUGGAUCCUUCUUAUGCUAAGAACAACAUCCCCAUCAUUGCUUCUGUGUCCGAGCAUCAGCCCACAACCUGGUCUUCCUACUAUUUUGAUCUGCAGCUCCUCGUUUUCAUGUUUCCAGUUGGUCUCUAUUACUGCUUUAGCAACCUGUCUGAUGCCCGGAUUUUUAUCAUCAUGUAUGGUGUGACCAGCAUGUACUUUUCAGCUGUAAUGGUACGUCUAAUGUUGGUGUUAGCACCUGUUAUGUGCAUUCUUUCUGGCAUUGGAGUCUCUCAGGUGCUGUCCACAUAUAUGAAGAAUCUGGACAUAAGUCGCCCAGACAAGAAAAGCAAGAAGCAACAGGAUUCUACUUACCCUAUUAAGAAUGAAGUGGCAAGUGGGAUGAUAUUGGUCAUGGCUUUUUUUCUCAUCACCUACACCUUUCAUUCAACCUGGGUGACCAGCGAGGCCUAUUCUUCUCCUUCCAUUGUAUUGUCUGCCCGGGGUGGGGAUGGCAGUAGGAUCAUUUUUGAUGACUUCCGAGAAGCAUAUUAUUGGCUUCGUCACAAUACUCCAGAGGAUGCAAAGGUCAUGUCAUGGUGGGAUUAUGGCUACCAGAUUACAGCUAUGGCAAACAGGACAAUUUUAGUGGACAAUAAUACAUGGAAUAAUACCCAUAUUUCUCGAGUAGGGCAGGCAAUGGCAUCCUCUGAAGAAAAAGCCUAUGAGAUCAUGAGGGAGCUUGAUGUCAGCUAUGUGCUUGUCAUUUUUGGAGGCCUUACUGGGUAUUCCUCUGAUGAUAUCAACAAGUUUCUUUGGAUGGUUCGGAUCGGAGGGAGCACAGACACAGGCAAACAUAUCAAGGAGAAUGACUAUUAUACUCCAACUGGGGAAUUCCGUGUGGACCGUGAGGGUUCUCCAGUGCUGCUCAACUGCCUUAUGUACAAGAUGUGUUACUACCGCUUUGGGCAGGUCUACACAGAAGCCAAACGCCCACCAGGCUUUGACCGUGUCCGAAAUGCUGAGAUUGGUAAUAAAGACUUUGAACUUGAUGUCCUGGAGGAAGCAUAUACCACAGAACAUUGGCUGGUCAGGAUAUACAAGGUAAAGGACCUGGAUAAUCGAGGCUUGUCAAGGACGUAAAUGUCACAUCCAGCUAUGAUACGCUUUGCACUGAGCGCCUCAUAUUUAGAAUGUUGAAGAUUUUUUUUUUAUAUGCAGUUUAUAAGAACAGAGCCAGAUGGCAUUAGAAUCGUCUGGAAGUUUUGCCCUGGAUAGUAUGGGCUGGGCCAAAAUGGAAUGAUUUUUAUAAUUCUGAGCAGGUUACCAAAUGAAAUGUCAUGGAUUUACUUUGGUCAAUUAAAGGGGGGAAUUUUUUUUUAAAAAUGUGCCUUAUUUGUUUUGACUUAAUGGCUGAUUUGAAGACAAAAAUUUCUGCUGGGUUGCUCAAAGGACAUAUAGCAGACUUUACCAAUGCUCUUAGCUCCCUGAACCAGGUAGGAGGAGCAUUCUUUUUCUCUGAUAUCAGGAAAACUAUUAAGGACUAGCUCUGAUUCUACAUUAUAUGAACAGUUUUGUCAUACUGUCUGUAUUGUAGCACUUAGUGUGAAGCCUUGCACAUAGUAGGUGCUCAAUAAAUUUUUAUCAAAUGAAUAAAUGUUUAUGGAACAAGAGAGUGCUAUUUCUGGGCAGGAAAGACAGCUUUCUUGCUGUUAUGUCUCUAUUUGCAAUGUCUCUCAUCUUUAGAGGCGCUUUGACUUUAUAAGGGAUAGAAAGUGGCUAGCCAGACCUGAUCUCACCAGUACUCUUUGGGACUAGUGAGGGUUUUUAUUUUUUUAGAGCAGGAAUAAAUCAAGUGUGACUAAAUCAGCAGUUUUAAAGACUCAAACAGUAAAAUGUUAUCUGUGGAGAGGGAGAAACUCUUUCAAUGUUAUGUGUAGAGGUUGAUAAUCAGUAGAUGCUUGUGAAUCAGCUUAAAUAUAAUUAUAAACAUCUAUUUGAAAUUUAAUUUUUCAGUACUUUCACCAAAUUGUAACACUUCCCUGAAGGCUUUAGUUUCAUUUCCUUUAGCCUAUGCACUAAAACUCUUGUGGUUGUUUAGAGGUAAGCGUCUCUCCUUGUCUCAGUCUACUGUGUUUUUUUUUUUUUUCUUUAGUGGUGCAGGGGAUUGAACCCAGGGCCUUGUGCAUGCAAGGCAAGCACUCUGCCAACUGAACUAUAUCCCCAGCCCAGUCUAUUGCUUUUAUAUACCACUUCAGUCAAGUUUAAUUACCUGGUUUUGAAAUCCUUGCUUAAUAAACUACAAUUUAGAAGGAGGGCACAUUGCCAGCCUGACUGCUAGAAGAGAAAACAUCUUAAAAAUGUUCAGCUCCAAAGCACAAUGGACCCAUAGAUGUUUAACAUCAAGAUAGCUUCCUGUACAGUUCAGUCAGACAUUUUAUUUAUUUUUUUUAAACUACAUAAGACAUAUAUCACUGAGGUAUAUAAGCCCUAAGUCUUUUAAAAUAUAUGAGGAAACUGUCUAGUGUUACAUGUUUAAUAAAAUAGGAGGAAUUCAUGGCUUUUAGAUAAAUCAAAAUCAUAUAAUAGAUAUGCUUGGGUAUACUUUGAUAUCUAGGGAACUUAACCUUCCAAGUCAGUUUAUAUUCCAUGUGGUUGAGAUUUAGAUUUAAAAUAAGAUUUGACUUACUAUAUGUAAAUAUAUUAUUUAAUUUACAUACAGAAUUAUUCCCAAAUGGAAGAGGUUAUUCUGAGUUCAUCAGUAUGAUAAUACUAAUAAGAGAUUAUUAAUUAUUAAUUAGUUGCUUCCGUAGUAUAACUGGGAUAACACUUUUGUCAGUAUAAUUGUGGCUCUUUGGGUUCUAAUUUUGUUAGUCUCCAGACUAUAUGGAACUAUAUCCCCAGUCCUUUUUAUUUUGAGACAGGGUCUAAGUUGCUGUGAUUGGCCUUGAACUUGGGAUCUUUCUGCCUCAGCCUCCCAAGUAGCAGAGAUUACAGGUUUCUGCCACUGCACUCAGCAUGAAGCUUUCUUUUUUAAAAAUUGACUUUUAAUUUUUAUUGUUAUAAUUUACUCUUAAUAUAAAAAGUUCUUAAAAAGCAACAAGACAGUGUUUUCUACUCCCCAAGACAUCAACUUUCAACUUUGAAGAUUCUCACUUCUGUAUCAUUAAAUGACUUGCUUUAGUUUGCUA